This is a messenger RNA of Plodia interpunctella (Indianmeal moth), 1685 nucleotides long. RefSeq lists its product as uncharacterized. The coding region runs from base 52 to 1281 and encodes 409 amino acids. The record is from RefSeq and is a predicted model, not a curated record. The transcript is spliced from 2 exons. NCBI's taxonomy places the organism in Eukaryota, Metazoa, Arthropoda, Insecta, Lepidoptera, Pyralidae.
AAAUAUGCUUCUGUGUGUGAACAGACCGAAGUGAGUGAAGUUGUUCCCAAAAUGCAGGUCGAAGAUAAAAAUGGUUUCAGUAUCAAAUAUGAAAAAAAUCUUGAAAUAAAGAAAGAUGAAGAUUAUCCUUUAAAACUGAAGAAAUCUGUAAAAGAAAUUAUUCAAAAAGAAGGUUUCACUGAUAAUAAAAUAACUGUAAGAUCAAUUCCUAGUGAUGGUGGUAAUUGUUUAGCCAAAUUGUUCGAAAUAAAUAUUAAUGGCAAAACCAAAGAGGGAAAUAAAAAUAUGGAUAUUUUUGUGAAACAGAUAUUGUCUGAUCAAAUGCUUACAAUGUUUUCUAUUACUGACGCGUACAUAAAAGAAGUGUUCGCUUACAGUGAACUGCUUAAAAUUUAUGACAAACUACAGAUUGAAGCAAAAAUUCCCUAUGAGGAACGGUUCAAAUUCGUGAAAUGUUACGAGGAAACUGACAGAGAAUUUAUUAUUUUGGAAGAUAUAUCCAAAAAGGGGUUCACUACUCCAGAUCGUCUGAAACCUAUAUCAUUGGAUUUUGCUAAACUGUCAAUUGAACAAAUUGCAAAAUUUCAUGCCCUCUCUUUUGUCCUGGAAAAGAAACACCCCGAUUAUUUUAACAGAAAAGUGAAAUGUCAAAAACACUGUUUUACUUUUGACGAAGAAUGGAAUAAAUUCAUUGAUAAUUUUUGUAGAAUUUCAAUGAAAAGUCUAGAUCACGAAAUGAAGAAAAAAGUGGAAAAUAUAAUUCCUAAAAUACUAGAGAAAUAUCCUGAUUACCAUCUGAACACAAAUACUUUGUGUUGUUUGUGCCACGGUGAUUUUAGAUCUAAUAACGUUAUGAUGAAGAUGAAUGACGACUUAGUAGAAGAAGUAAUGCUGCUAGACUUCCAGAUAAUAGAAUACAGCUGUCCCCUCAACGAUCUGUUCUAUUUCAUAUUCUCCACGACAGACCAGCAAUUCCGCAAGGAUCAUUUGGAAGACCUCAAAAACUUAUACCAUGAUACACUUGGUGAUUUCUUAAUGUACUUUGACAUGGAUGUUAACGACUAUUUUCCGAGAAAGACCUUCGAUAGAUUAUACAAGGAAAGAUUAGACUUUGGCUUACUGACAGCAGUUUGGUUUCUGCCUAUCGUUCUAGCCGAUCAUGACGAUGCACCAGAUUUUUCAAGCCAAUCAGCAGCGGAAAUGAAUUUUAAAACAGAUGGAAGUAUGAAAGGUAGACUGGAGGGAAUCUUACAUGAUUUCAUACAGUGGGGUUAUUUAUGAGUGGCUACGAUUCCAUACUAAUAUCACUUUUAUGAUUAAGGUUGUUAGCUCUAGUUUAGAUUAAAAUCUAAUUAAGACACGAUUUCUUUGGGUAACAUUCAUGUUUUUGAAUUGAUAUUUGUGUGUAGUGCAUGUGGUUUUUAAUUGUUAAUAAAUAUUUGUAGUUCUAAAUAUAGAUCCUAAUGUAUUUCCCAACACAGAUCGAUCUCAUCCAAAUUCUUACUCAGAGUUAAACCAGUCGAAUCUUGACUAUUCCGGUUUGAUCCGGUUUAUACCCGUAUUCUUGGUGCCACAGGUGCAGUGUCAUAAGAUCACAAACUAUCGAUAAUCAAUUGGUAUUUUCUCUUCUAUUACUGCAAUUUAACAUGUUUUUAAGUAUUAAAAAUUAAUUAAUAUCGUUUGUA